UCGGAGGCUGCCGAGCAGCGGAGCUCCCACCUUCCCUCAGAGCUCGCUGCAGCGGCCCUGCCCCGCGCCCUCCGGAGACCGGGACGGGACCAUGAUGUGGACACGUUGGCUCGCGCUCGCGCUGGUGGCGGUCGCCUGGGUCCACGCCGAGGACGAACUCAGGAGCAAAUCCAAGAUCUGUGCCAAUGUGUUUUGUGGAGCUGGCCGGGAAUGUGCAGUCACAGAAAAGGGAGAGCCCACCUGCCUCUGCAUUGAGCAAUGCAAACCUCACAAGAGGCCUGUGUGCGGCAGCAACGGCAAGACCUACCUCAACCACUGUGAGCUGCAUCGAGACGCCUGCCUCACUGGAUCCAAAAUCCAGGUCGAUUAUGAUGGACACUGCAAAGAGAAGAAAUCCAUAAGUCCAUCUGCCAGCCCAGUUGUUUGCUAUCAGUCCAACCGCGAUGAGCUCCGGCGUCGCAUUAUCCAGUGGCUGGAAGCAGAGAUUGUUCCAGAUGGCUGGUUCUCUAAAGGCAGCAAUUACAGUGAAAUCCUAGACAAGUACUUUAAGAACGUUGAUAAUGGUGACUCUCGCUUGGACUCCAGUGAAUUACUGAAAUUUGUGGAGCAGAAUGAAACUGCCAUCAACAUCACUACCUACACAGACCAGGAGAACAACAAACUGCUUAGAGGGCUCUGUGUUGAUGCUCUCAUUGAACUGUCUGACGAAAAUGCUGACUGGAAACUCAGCUUCCAAGAGUUCCUCAAAUGCCUCAACCCGACCUUCAAUCCUCCAGAGAAGAAGUGUGCCCUGGAGGAUGAGACGUACGCAGACGGAGCGGAGACCGAGGUGGACUGUAACCGUUGCGUCUGUGCCUGUGGAAACUGGGUCUGCACAGCCAUGACAUGUGACGGAAAGAAUCAGAAGGGGGCCCAGACCCAGACGGAGGAGGAGAUGACCAGAUAUGUCCAGGAGCUCCAAAAGCACCAGGAAACAGCUGAAAAGACCAAGAAAAUGAGCACCAAAGAGAUCUAAAGAGGAGGCACCUGGGAAGGGUGUCCAGAGCUGGCACCUUCUCUUCCACUUCAGCGCUGAGUCCAGUAUAUGCAAGUGUCUGCUGCAAUCGCCCAAUCACCAGUAUUUGCUUGUAUAGCAAUGAGUUUUUAUUUUGUCUAUUUGUUUUGCAAUAAAGGAAAUGGGGGUGGCUGGCUAGGAGGGGAAGGGCCAUAGCCUUCAUUUCAAGGAGUGCUUUGAGAGAAACUGUACAUGGUGCUCAGGGGCUGGAGACAAGUAAGGAAACUGCAUCAGGCUUGGGAGAGGGUCGGUCCCAGAUCUGAACCCCAGUCUGCCACAGCUAUAAACAUGCUGCCGGGAGUGCAGGCAAUGCCAGACAGAACUUUGCAGGCUGCCCCAGAGGAGGGGUUUGGGAAGCUCAGUGGAGAGGAACACAUUCCGCGUCCAGCCCUUCCGGUUGCCAUCGGCGUGACAGACCGCCGGCGUCUGUGCCUCUCAUGGCCCCAACCACUGCCUCUAGCUACACAGCCAUUCUUGUUACCUGGUGUCCCCUAGACUUGGGAGUUUCUGGGAGGGUAUACACAAAUGAUGCAGAUACUUGUAUACUUUGAGCCCCUUAGAGACCUAACCAAAUUUUUAAACUUCUUACCAAAGGUGCUAUUUUUCUGGAAAACUUUUUUUGGCAAGUUGACUUCAUUCUUCAAUUAUUAUCACUAUAUUAUUGUUGUUUUUUAAUAUUUUAUUUUCUUGACUAGAAAUUAAGCUUUUGUAAUUAUUUUUCAGUAGUCCUACCAUUUCAGGGGUGGGAGGGUUUGGGGUUCUUUCGGGUGCAGGGACCGCUAUAACCCAGACUCCACCCACCCUGCCACAUAUUAGAUGCAGCUCAGAGUUUUGUUCCCCUGGCUUCCAGUGGAUCAGCAGUCUGCCAGCGGGUGCCUCAGGCAGAAGUCAGGGGACUAUGAAGCGUCUCCCUACAAAGCUUUUAAGGUCCAAAAAGCUAAUUUGUUUCCAUUUAUUCUGAUAAGGUCAUGCAAAUCAGUAUUCCAAAGGAUGGAGACAAGUGUAGCCAAGCAAGGCUUAGCCUAUCAAUAUGCUCUUUGAGCCACCAUUAACUAGGAGAGUGACUUUGGCCCUGUCUCUUCCUAUUUCUGGGCCUCAGUUUCCUCAGUGAGCAAGUAGGAAUGCAUUAACCUUUCAAUUUGAUAAAUUAUAAAUUCUGUGGUUCGGAUAAUCGGUCCAGAAGGAUACAGGUUCCUAUGAUUUUCCUUCUCCUUAGGAUAAAUGAAACCUUACUGUUAAAACAAAAGGGUCAGAUGGCUAAAAACAAGAUGACCAAAUCUGACCUCAUUCCAGAGGGCUGCACGGGUUGUGCUGUGAUGUAGAGCCCUCUUGGGUAAAGUCUAUCCAGGAAGAGAAUGGGAAGGAGAACCACUUCACUUUGCCUUCACUUUUG
Odobenus rosmarus divergens (Pacific walrus) is the source of this 2447-nucleotide messenger RNA. It is a transcript of the gene FSTL1, whose product is annotated as follistatin-like 1. Lineage: Eukaryota; Metazoa; Chordata; Mammalia; Carnivora; Odobenidae. The transcript has 11 exons. Gene Ontology annotation, molecular function: protein binding; calcium ion binding. Gene Ontology annotation, biological process: cell differentiation; regulation of BMP signaling pathway; multicellular organism development. The record is from RefSeq and is a predicted model, not a curated record. Bases 92 to 1015 code for a protein of 307 amino acids.